AUGAAAUUUAAUGUAAUGAACUGUUGAUACACGGAUGGACAUAACUUUUACCUUGUGGAAUGAGUAACAGCCAUGCACCAUUUGUUCCAGCUGGUAUUAGAGCAGAAAGAUCUUUCCAGAGCAGGUGACUUGUUCUCUUUAGAUGAUUUUGAAAUUGAAGGUAGCCUGUCUGAAGCUCUGGAACAGAUCAGGAUUAUUUCAUCCUCCUCGGAUUACCAAACUAAUGACAAUGAUCAAGCAGUUGUAGAAAUCUGCAUCACUCGUAUUACAACAGCAAUUAGGGAAACGGAGACCAUUGAGAAACACGGCCAAGCUCUUGUGUCACUUUGGGAAUCAUGUCUGGAGCACAACCUGAAGCCACCAGCAAAAGAUGAAGAUACUCCACAUGCCAAGAUUGCAUCCGAUAUCAUGAGCUGCAUUCUACAAAAUUAUAACAAGCCUACAAUCAUGUCCCUGGCAGUACCGCUUGCAGUAAGAUUUCUUCAGCAGGGAAACAAAGAGCUGUGCAGAAACAUGUCAAAUUACAUUUGUCUGGUAGCCAUUGCAAAAGCAGAUCUGCUGGUAGAUCACGUAGAGGCAAUUCUAAGGAGCAUCCUGCAAGGUAAUAGCAUGCUGCUCCGAGUGCUUCCAUCAGUCUAUGACAUGAGGCCACAACCAAUACAUCAUUGCUUGAGGGACCUGGUAUCACAGAUGUCCCAUUUAAAUGAAGGCGAACAGCAUCACAUGCUAAGAUUACUACAGGCUAUUGCCAAAACCAAACAACCCAAGGUAUUAACAGAAACUGUCCCUUUCCUUAUGGAAUAUUUAUCUGAUCCCAGUUAUAGUGAUAUCAUCCUUAACAUACUCCUAGACAUAUCAUCAUAUGAACCCCUCACCCUGACUGGGUCUCUUUCCGCAAUGAAGGAAGUCAGUGAACAUUUCCCAGGACUUAUUGGACAGAUAGCAAAGAUUUACGGAGCAGUGGGUCAUGUAAAUGAGACAAUGGCCAAGAUGUGUCUGACGUAUCUGGUGAAUCAGUUGAAUAACAUGGAACACUCGUUUCAUCAUUUACUUCUCACGGAGAUUAAGAACAUUACAAACACAUUUAAUGAAGUCCUGGCCAUUCCAGGAAGAGACAUGUGCAGAAUGAGUAACAGCCUGACUGCAAUAGCCAAGAUUCUGAAUGAACACCUAACUGAUGAAGCAAUGCCAGCAUGCAGGAAAGAAAGCAGCAUUCAAGAAGAACCAGCAUUUUAUGUCCAGGAUACACACCAGUCCUUUUUUCAUAGUGGUUGUGGAGAGAAGAUGGAAGGAGGCAUUCAAACUGACAGUAAUCGGACUGGUCGUAAUGACGCUGCUUUUGGAACAAUCUGCCUACAUAAUGAUAUCAAAGUGUCCAAUACAGACAGUAAAGACAUGGCAUUUAACAGGUCAAAAAACUCAGCAUUGAAGUCAUCAAGCACAAAAUGUUUGAAUUUGGAUAGUAAUCAAGACCCUGAAAAUGUAGACAUUGUUGGUCUAAUGUCUUUUUCACAUAUGUUUCUACAUCACGACAAUGAAAGAUUACCAUCUGGCUCCAACAUUGACGAAUCCCAAAUGGGAAAAGUUACAGAAUUAGUUCAAUUUAAAAACUGUAUUGAGACAAAAGGUGAAAUAGAGCCAGAAUAUUUUGAAAACCAAAAAGGGGUAAUUAAGGAACCUCAUAAUGAACAUGAUACAUUUUUUCAACAUUUGAAGGAUAACAUAAAUGAGUUAAAAAACUAUGUCACUGAAAUGGGGAAGAAAAUUCCUGUGCCAGACCAAUGUGUCAUUGAAGUGAACAUAUUUUACUGUAGUUUGACUGAUGCAUAUGACUCACCUCAAAUGUAUCCAGAAGCCAGGAGGUACUUAGAUUACAUAACUGGGAAACUGGUCUAUUUCAUUUCAUUAGGAUAUAAUAUGAGGACUUUUGGGGGCGUGGCUUGGCAAUGGCCACGUGAAGCAGCAGAAUCCUAUAGCUCCGGACACAGCUUCGUCGUUACAGGCAUCCUGAGCCACUUCAUCGCCUAG
Messenger RNA from Nanorana parkeri, 2028 nucleotides. RefSeq names its product ventricular zone-expressed PH domain-containing protein homolog 1-like. Gene Ontology annotation, molecular function: phosphatidylinositol-5-phosphate binding. The record is from RefSeq and is a predicted model, not a curated record. NCBI's taxonomy places the organism in Eukaryota, Metazoa, Chordata, Amphibia, Anura, Dicroglossidae. Gene Ontology annotation, biological process: regulation of signal transduction. Gene Ontology annotation, cellular component: plasma membrane. Bases 73 to 2028 code for a protein of 651 amino acids. The transcript has 10 exons.